AUGGAGAAUCCCGACAUCUGCCUGAACGACCCGUACCAGGACAUUUCGGACGAGUUCGGUUGGACACAGAGCCCGAGUUCUGGAGGUCAGGAGCCGCAGGACACCCAGAGCCAUGACGUGGAAGAGCAGGAAGGAACUGAAGGAACAGGCAUCGAAGAGGAGGUGGACUGGGGCGACGACGAGGAGCACCAGGAGGCUAAUGCUAAUGACGGGGAUGUAACGGAUGAAGAGCAGGACCAGAAUGGUGAGCAGGGCGAGCAGGGAGAAGAGCAGCAUGCCGAGACCAAGCUUGAAGCAGCUCCGGACGUCCCUCAAGAACCGCAAGCCGCGAAUUCCAUCGCCCUGGAAGAGGACGACGAUGAUUGUCAAAUCGUCAGUGUGGAGAUGGGUCCUCCUCAGCCGAAGAGCCCCCCGAAGGGCAAGGGCAAAGGCAAGGGCAAAGAUGGUAAAGCUGGCAAGGGCUCCACUGCCGUUCUGAAGGGCAAGGGCAUCAAAGGGAAGAAUGGGAAAAGUGGCAAAGGCCCCAUUGCCAAGCAAUACCCGGCUUCAGCACCACAGAUUGCGAAGGCGACGGUGCCGAAAUCGAAGCCCAAGCCACAACCACCGCGACUGCAGCCACAGCCCGUGCCCAAGGUCGGCCCGGCGAAGCCCCCCCAGCCAGGGGCGCUUCAGCAGGCUUCCACACCCAUCGCAACUCCCGCGAGCCCACCGGUAAAGGCGGCUCCAACGCCUCCGCAAAACUUUGUUUCCGUGGACUCCCUGCUCACAGAACAGGUUCGGCUGCAGCUUCUCACGGAGCCUGGCAAGCGCGCCUCCAUGCGAAGGCUUCUCACACAGCCCAAGGUUUCACAGUUGUUGCGCCACCUGAGCAGUAGCCGGCGCUUAGCCUUCGGUUCGAUGCCGGGGGUCCUCUGCAAGCUGCUCCGGGAGUCUCCGGCCUUCCAACUGUCGGAGGCAAAGGACGAUGCUCCGGCUGCCAUACAGGAUGUUCGAGUCAGUCUGACGGAGCAGGGUGAAGGAAAUCCGCUGGUUGACAAAAGAAGCUUUGAUAGACUCUGGUCCUCUCUGUUCCCGAAUCGCUCGGCCUCGGCGACGAACCAACCGACCACACAAGCUGAGUCGGCACCGGCGGCUUCGAAUGGCGCCUCGAAUGCACAGGGCAGCGAUGUGGCGGCCCGGAAUCAGAGUAAGCAGAGGGCAUUGCAACAGAUCCGGGAUCUUGAUGACAAAGGCGUGCCGGAUGGUCCACGUCCACCAAGCAUGCCUCCCCCGAACUACAAAGCCGAUUGGAGGCGUUUCCAACCGACGGCCAAAAGGGUCCUCGCUCCACGCAGGGCUGGCUCGGCGAGCAGCCUCGAAGACGGAACGGGCCAGCCACCCGAGCCCUCGCACAACGAGCUCCACCCGCAACCGGUUACCCAAGUGGUGAAUGCGGGCCCGUGCAGAAGCCCGCAGGGGGGGCCCCCACGACCCCAUCUCCCACGGCCACCACACGGGGUCCCACAUGCACUUAACGCCCACAGCCAGCCUUCCGGCCCUACCCCGCCGGCAGGACCUCCACCCGGUCAAGGCGUGAGCCCAAGGCCUCAUUUCCAUAUGGCUUCACCAAGAAGUCCUGCACCAGAACCCGUGGACAACGAGGGCCGCCCCUUUGACUUGGAGCACGUAGUGGUGAAUUUUGCCAAUGUGGGAGCAACAUAUGGAAGUCGUGUGCUCAAGAAGGACAAACAGAACUCGUAUUUGUUUGACUACGAGGGCGUCAGACGGUGCGUAAGGCACCUGACGCAGAAGCGAAAGCUCCGGGUUAUUGGUGUGAUCUUCGAAAACUUUCAUGGUGAUGAAAACGGCCGCGAGGUCCACCAAGUGCCUCCCGACAUUUCUGCCAUGUGCGAGAGCAUCGAGCUCACACCUCGAUUAUUGGGCCAAAGGCACAAGAGCGCCGAUGAUGAAAUGACCAUCAAGUGCGCAUACCGAAGAAACUGCAGAUUCUUGGACAAUGACAACUACCAGGACUGGCGCAACUAUCUCGCGGACGAGGCUGUGCGGACUUGGCUGCUGCACUGUCAAGAGUUCCUGCAGAUGAAGUUCUACUUUGACUCUGGACUCGGAGACUUUGACAUACUCGAAGGCAACAUACCAGCUGCGUGGUUAGCGCAGGGCGCAUCGCAGGGCCCAUCGAAACGCAUGUGUACGAGACCGUGGAAAUGA
This is a messenger RNA of Symbiodinium sp. CCMP2592, 2208 nucleotides long. Lineage: Eukaryota; Dinophyceae; Suessiales; Symbiodiniaceae. The record is from the annotation of a GenBank genome assembly.